Ruditapes philippinarum (Manila clam) is the source of this 885-nucleotide messenger RNA. RefSeq lists its product as uncharacterized. Bases 1 to 885 code for a protein of 294 amino acids. The transcript has a single exon. The record is from RefSeq and is a predicted model, not a curated record. Lineage: Eukaryota; Metazoa; Mollusca; Bivalvia; Venerida; Veneridae.
AUGUCCUCUCCAAGCCCUAACAAGUUGUUGAACUUGGCACAGCAAGGACUUGCACAACAAUUAAUGUAUGGUUCACCGACUUCUACACAACCCCCGGCAUGGACCAUCGAUCUGAUAGAAGAGGUCAAAGCGUUAAAAAUAUCUUCGCAAAAAGUUGAAUCUACCCUCAAUCAGCUUACAAUCAAAGUGUCUGAUGUAGAAAUCGAACUCUCUGGACUCACUAAACAAGUAAAUGAUAUUGAAACAUCGUGCAAAUUUUUGCAUCAGGAUGUCGAACAACACAUGCGCGACAUUAAUCUUUUAAAAGAUGAACAGUCCAAUAUUAAGAAAUGGAAUGCUGAUAUUGAAAAACAGAAUUUCGAACUUGAAAAUUUGCAGUUAGAUCUUCAAACACGGUCAAUGAAUGACAAUCUUAUAUUUCAUGGAAUCGCGGAAACGCCAUCUCCACUUGUAAACAACAGUGCUCCAGUAGAGGAUUGCCGCGCUCUUGUCAAUGAAUUGAUCUCUGACAAACUUAGUAUUGACAGUACAUCCAUUAAUUUACCAAAGGUACACCGCCUGGGCGCCGAUCGAGCCAAGAAACCGCAACCCAUCGUGGCCAAAUUCGGAAAUCCCGACGAACGUGAAACAAUCCGCAAAAAAUCGUUCGACAAGGACGUCAAGGAGAAACUUAAGACUGCCCGACAAGGAGUGGGGGUACAGCGCCCCCAAGUUAAUCGUGAUGCCAGAAAGAUGUUUGGUGACCUUAUCGAUGGAUACGAACAGGCCGGCAAAACGGUACGUCAACAGGAACGUACGCUUUACGUAAACGGAAAACUGACCAAAGUCUACAUGAACAACAAGGUUAUCGACCCGCCAGCCUUUAUGAUGACUGUGGAAAACUAA